GCAGUCAUGCAGGAGAACCCAGCCUCUAUAGGUGUGGACGGGGGAUAUGCUAGCAAUGUGCCCGCUUUUCUCACUAAACUCUGGACUCUGGUCGAGGACCCGGAGACUAAUCAUCUGAUCUGCUGGAGUGCUACCGGGACCAGCUUUCAUGUUUUCGACCAAGGCAGAUUUGCCAAGGAAGUUCUGCCCAAAUACUUCAAACACAACAACAUGGCGAGUUUCGUACGCCAGCUCAACAUGUACGGCUUCAGGAAAGUGGUGAAUAUUGAGCAGAGUGGGUUGGUGAAGCCAGAGCGAGACGACACUGAGUUCCAGCACCUCUAUUUCCUCCAGGGCCACGAGCAUCUGCUGGAGCACAUUAAACGCAAAGUGUCAAUAGUAAAGAGUGAGGAGACUAAAGUGCGACAGGAGGACUUGAGUAAGCUGUUGUAUGAGGUGCAGGUGUUGCGGAGCCAACAGGAGAACAUGGAGAUGCAGAUGCAGGAUAUGAAACAGCAGAAUGAUGUUCUGUGGAGGGAAGUGGUGUCACUGAGGCAGAAUCACACACAGCAGCAGAAGGUCAUGAACAAGCUGAUUCAGUUCCUGUUCAGCCAGAUGCAAUCCAACUCUCCAAGCACUGUGGGAAUGAAGAGAAAGCUUCCUCUGAUGCUGGAUGAUGGCUGCUCCACCCCUCCUGCCUCCAAAUUCAGCCAUAGCCACUCCAUGGAGUCUUUACAAGAAUCGUUCUACAUCCAGUCGCCAUCCACAGAAAGUGCAUCCUGCUCUACUAGCAGCGUGAUGACAGGAGGGCCCAUCAUCUCAGAUGUCACUGAAAUCUCACAGUCCAGCUCCAUGGCUUUACAAAUGCAGGCAGAGGAAUCAAGGGAAAAGUGUCUGAUGCUGAUUAAGGAGGAGCCGGUGAGUCCUGGGGUCCAGGGACGAGCAGAGGGUGUUCCACUCGGGUCCUGUGAGGUGUGUGCUGAACCCCCUGUCCUCCCUGUUGCCAUGGUGCAGUCCGUCCUGGAGGGCCGAGGAUCUAAUUUGGGAGAGAGAAGGGCCAAAAGGCCCAUGCUGGAGAGACCAGAGAUUCCUGAUGGUGUGGAGAAUGUUGACAUGAGUCUGGAGGAUUUACAGCUGCUUCUGAGGAGUCACCAGCAGAGCAUGGAAAAUAAUGCUGCAGCAAUGGAUCCCUUUACAUUUAGUCUGCCUUUGAAUGAGUGGAAUUUUGCAGAAAUGGACCCGAACCUGAAAUCGGAACUGGCUAAUGCCCUCAUCCCUGCUGCUGUGUCCCAAUACAUGUUUCAGGGUCAGGAGGGAGAGCCGUACCCCACCGCUGGCUAUGAGGAGCAGUAAAGCCCUGAUAAGACAGCCAGCAGAGAUCCCUCCUGAGAGACGAGCAGAAGGAUCGACUUGAAAACAUGGCACUUAGAUUGCACAAUAUCCCAAAUCAAGAAGACUCCAAUUUACCUGACACUUGCAGAUGUGAUAUAUCAAGUAAACUAAGUGACCGGCCCUUCAU
This is a messenger RNA of Danio aesculapii, 1498 nucleotides long. It is a transcript of the gene hsf4, whose product is annotated as heat shock transcription factor 4. The record is from RefSeq and is a predicted model, not a curated record. Gene Ontology annotation, biological process: regulation of DNA-templated transcription. Bases 7 to 1332 code for a protein of 441 amino acids. NCBI's taxonomy places the organism in Eukaryota, Metazoa, Chordata, Actinopteri, Cypriniformes, Danionidae. The transcript is spliced from 13 exons. Gene Ontology annotation, molecular function: sequence-specific DNA binding; DNA-binding transcription factor activity.